AUGAGCCAUAACAGUAAACGAAGCCCAAUAACACAGAGAAGUCGUAAUUCAGUGAUGGUAGGAGGGUCAAUCGUUUUGGCUGUAUUGGUCAUAGUAACAACACAGCAAACUCCAGGACCCCGGCCUAGCGGAUCAUGUACAAACACCACUGGGCUUCCUUGUCCACAUGUCUGUCCGUGUUAUCAGAAAAAAGCUCCGGAGGACUGCUUUUCUUUUGAUGAGUUUGGGAAUCCGUUACCAUGUCCAAUGAUAGAUGUCAAUGUAACACUGGCCAGAGCCAGAAACGAGACGUCGGAGGCAGGAGUGUUUAUGACUUCCUCCAUAAUGGGUACAUGUUCCCGCUAUGCUAAAUAUCUGGAUACUUGGGCCGCACUGACAGAUGCUACGAAACAAAAGAUUAAAACCUUCCUCUCCAACCCUACAGACCCAAGCAUCACCUACCAAGAUGUGGAGAAAAUGCCCAUAGAGGCCUUCGCUGCUGCUAACAAAACUUUGUGGCAAGGGGUCAUGUUCCAGGCAUCAGACAGACAAAAGCUGGCUAUUCAGAUGAAGGUCUUGAUGAGCAAAGAUUGUGAAGUUCAGAGCAUACUAAAAGGACUCAAUUUUACCAAACUCUAUCUGGCUAGUGUGUCAAAGAGUGAGGUAAAUUCCUCCAUAUUUAAAGAAGAUCUUUGUCGUGCUCUUCUGCGUAACUGCUCUUUUCUACCAACUGACUUUUCGAGGUUUAUCAACACGACGGCUCCAAAUUGCUACUCACAUGUGUCUGAAGAUUGCUCAGGGUCAAAAGAUGGAAUGAAAUCUGGAUUCUUUGGUAAUUUUACUGGACUUCCAUGUCCAAUGGAGUGUCCUUGCUAUCAAAACAAAGGUACAGGAGACAGCUUCUCCUUUGAUAAAAUGGGAAACCCCCAACCGUGUCCUAAUAUAGAUAUGAAUGUCACACUAUCAAGGGCCAGGAAUGAAACUUCAGAAGCAGGAGUGUUUAUGGCUUCCUCCAUAAUGGGUACAUGUUCUCGCUAUGCUAAGUAUUUGGAUACUUGGGCCGGACUGACAGAUGCUACGAAACAAAACAUUAAAGCCUUCCUGUCUAACCCCGCAGACCCAAGCAUCACUUACCAAGAUGUGGAGAAAAUGCCCAUAGAGGCCUUCGCUGCUGCUAACAAAACUUUGUGGCAAGGGGUCAUGUUCCAGGCAUCAGACAGACAAAAGCUGGCUAUUCAGAUGAAGGUCUUGAUGAGCAAGGAUUGUGAAGUUCAGAGCAUACUAAAAGGACUCAAUUUUACCAAACUCUAUCUGGCUAGUGUGUCAAAGAGUGAGGUAAAUUCCUCCAUAUUUAAAGAAGAUCUUUGUCGUGCUCUUCUGCGUAACUGCUCUUUUCUACCAACUGACUUUUCGAGAUUUAUCAACACGACGGCUCCAAAUUGCUACUCACAUGUGUCUGAAGAUUGCUCAGGGUCAAAAGAUGGAAUGAAAUCUGGAUUCUUUGGUAAUUUUACUGGACUUCCAUGCCCAAUGGAGUGUCCUUGCUAUCAAAACAAAGGUACAGGAGACAGCUUCUCCUUUGAUAAAAUGGGAAACCCCCAACCGUGUCCUAAUAUAGAUAUGAAUGUCACACUAUCAAGGGCCAGGAAUGAAACUUCAGAAGCAGGAGUGUUUAUGGCUUCCUCCAUAAUGGGUACAUGUUCUCGCUAUGCUAAGUAUUUGGAUACUUGGGCCGGACUGACAGAUGCUACGAAACAAAACAUUAAAGCCUUCCUGUCUAACCCCGCAGACCCAAGCAUCACUUACCAAGAUGUGGAGAAAAUGCCCAUAGAGGCCUUCGCUGCUGCUAACAAAACUUUGUGGCAAGGGGUCAUGUUCCAGGCAUCAGACAGACAAAAGCUGGCUAUUCAGAUGAAGGUCUUGAUGAGCAAAGAUUGUGAAGUUCAGAGCAUACUAAAAGGACUCAAUUUUACCAAACUCUAUCUGGCUAGUGUGUCAAAGAGUGAGGUAAAUUCCUCCAUAUUUAAAGAAGAUCUUUGUCGUGCUCUUCUGCGUAACUGCUCUUUUCUACCAACUGACUUUUCGAGAUUUAUCAACACGACGGCUCCAAAUUGCUACUCACAUGUGUCUGAAGAUUGCUCAGGGUCAAAAGAUGGAAUGAAAUCUGGAUUCUUUGGUAAUUUUACUGGACUUCCAUGCCCAAUGGAGUGUCCUUGCUAUCAAAACAAAGGUACAGGAGACAGCUUCUCCUUUGAUAAAAUGGGAAACCCCCAACCGUGUCCUAAUAUAGAUAUGAAUGUCACACUAUCAAGGGCCAGGAAUGAAACUUCAGAAGCAGGAGUGUUUACGGCUUCCUCCAUAAUGGGUACAUGUUCCCGCUAUGCUAAGUAUCUGGAUACUUGGGCCGGACUGACAGAUGCUACGAAACAAAAGAUUAAAACCUUCCUCUCCAACCCCGCAGACCCAAGCAUCACUUACCAAGAUGUGGAGAAAAUGCCUAUACAGGCCUUUGCUGCUGCCAAUAAAACUCUUUGGCGAGAGGUCAUGAGCAAGGCAACAGACAGGAAGAAAUUGGCAAUUCAGAUAAAAAUCCUUAUGAGCAAUGACUGUGAAGUAGAGAGCAUGCUUAGAGGACUAAACUUCACACAAUUGUACCUGAACAGUGAAGCUAAAAGCGAAGUUAAUUCUUCCAUUUUCGAUGAAAAACUUUGUCGUGCUGUCUUGCGUAACUGCUCAUUUCUCUCUCCGAGCAUGUGGAGAUUCAUAAAUACAACUGCUUCAAACUGCCUUCCAUAUGUUUCACAUAAUUGUACACAAAUCAGAGGCGCAUUUAUGCCAAUGGGGAACAUGACCAAGGAUCCAUUUAUGUCCAUGCCGACUAAAGAUCCAUUUAUGUCCAUGCCCACUAAAGAUCCAUCUAUGAGUAUGCCUACUAAGGAUCCCUCUAUGACUAUGCCUACUAAGGAUCCAUCUAUGAGUAUGCCCACCAAGGAUCAAUUUAUAUCUAUGUCCACCAGAGUUUCAUCAAUGUCCAUGCCCACCAAAAGUCCGUUUGUGUCCAUGCCCACAUCUAUGCCAACCAGAAGCCCCUCAAGUGUUACAACACAAUCUCCAGUAGUUACUCCUAAACAGUUUAGUGGAUGCGAUCCUGGUGCAGAAGGACUUCAGUGUCCUAGAAACUGUCCUCAGUGCUACAGUGACAAAACAUCUACGGACUGUUACUCCUAUGACAAAUAUGGCAACUUUUUGGGUUGCCAAUCCUUCGCCAAAAAUACUACUAUGAUGAGAGCUUUGAAUGAUACAUCUGCCGCAAUGGUAUUUACUGCAACUGCUGAAAUAGGAACUUGUUCUAGACUUGCUAAAUACUUACGAAAAUGGAUCAGUCUUGCCGACAGUACCAAAGAAAAAGCUCUACAAUAUUUGAGGGAUCCAAAGUCAGUGACGGAUGAUGAUGUCAAGAGAAUUCCUAUAGAGGUCUUUGCUAUUGCCAAUAAAACUUUACUUGAUAACGUCACAAGGCAAGCAUCUACCGAUCAAAAGUUGUACUUGGCUACCUCUGCCUCACUCACGAGAAGCUGUCAAGUUCAGGAUCAUCUCAGCUCAUUCAACUUAGAACAAACAUUUAAGGAUGCAAAACAAGCUGGAACCGUGGACUCAACGUACUUUAAUGCUUCUCUAUGUAAAGCUUUUAUGGAUGGACAGUGUGAUAUGCCAAUCAGCAAGUGGCAAUUUGCUGUAGAUCAUGCCCAGGAAUGUCUUCUAGAUAAAGCAGUCUGUCUCAAAGACGUCAACGACGAAACACUUGGGAAUCUCUUAUCAGUUGAUUCGAUGAAAAAUUUGUGCAACAAGACAAAUAUUGAUGACAGAUCGAAAUCUCUUUUCCAAAGCCGUUUAAAUUCAUAUCUCGGCAACAAGACCACUUUUCCUUGUGAUCAGGACUUCCUUCUUUUGAUGAAUCUGUGUAACCUUAAACCAAAAUACGUGACAAAGUUUUGCAACAAUGCAAAAGUUGCGGAGUAUACACCAUCAAGAGAGCAAUCACGAGAAUGGGAAAUCAUAAAAACGGAAUUCUUAUCCACGAAAGUUGACUUUUCAACAAUGGACAAAACUACUCUUUCCUCGUAUUUACCGAUCUCCAAGUCGACGAUGAAAUCCCUGGAUGCUGCAGUAUUGACAAAAGUUAAAGAAGCAGUUUGCACAGACAAUGUUUUGGAUGAUGCCAAAUUCACUGAUGAUCAGAAACGAGAGGUGAUGGACGUACUUAGAAGCAAAGGAAAGCUUAACAAGACUGCUGAUAAAGAUUGUCUGCUGAAGUAUGCCCCAGCUGAGAUUGUCGACUCAUUGUCUGAUUCUGAACUAACAACGGCAUAUAAUCAGAACAAAAUCAAUGUUACCAAACUCACUCCACCUCAGGCUAAAAGACUAUUGGUACAAAUUAGCGGAAGUCUGACAUCAGAAACACAGAUCAAAGAUAACGCCGAUCUGUUGGUUAGGGGCGGAUCUAACUCACUACCCUCCCUCAAAGGAAAGUCUGCAGAGACCAAGAAGGCCUACAUAAAAAGUAUAAAGAAUCAACAGCAAGAAAAUAAAGUGAAUCCCUCUGUGGUCACAGCGGUGGUUGAAGCGUCCUUAGACACGUCCGAUCGUGAAGGGUCUUUCAAAACACUAGCGUCCGAAUCGUCUGAAGAUAUGAUGAGUUAUGUACCACAAGAUUUCAUAACGGAUAUGAGUCCAGCAGACGUGCAAUCACUAGCCAGCUGGCCUGACAUGAAGUCGGUUAAGCUCCCUAAGAAUCUGGAAAAAGCUUUGAUGAAGAAAGUACAAGAUACUGGAAUAGCACUGAACGAUCCCGACGUUGUUUCCAAUCUAGUGGCUGUGGUUGGAUCCGCACCAAAAUCGCUGUUUAACACAAUAGACACAAAUAACGCCAAUUGUCCAACCAUUCUCUCAUCUGUCACUGAAUCAGAAGCCAUUUCAGCUGAAAAGUACGAGCACGUGUGUAAAAAGUUAGAGACCUGCCUAACUUCUACUAACGUAGACCUGUCUGAUGCCUCCACGCUUUCCGGGAAUGCACUUGCCUGUUUUAAUAAAACCGCGCUGAAAGCUGUAAGUGGAAGUUGCUCAGAUAUUACAACAAAGGUGUGUACUGCUGACUUCUCCUUGCUGGAUGGCAAACAGAGGAAAAGUGACAUCAAAGAAUACGUCUUUGAAUGCCUGGGAAUUUCUAAUACUAUCACUGGUUCACAUAUAAACAGUAUGGGGAGCUGCGCCGAAUUAUUGUCGGAUUCAGAUAUUCCAAAGAUGGACUUAACAGCCAUGGAAGCCGUCUUUAAUAUUCUCUCGUCGAAGUUUACGUGUCUGAGUAAGAUUGGUGCCUACGUCGAAAAAUAUGUAACUCUAAAAGGAAGUAGUAGCAUAACAACUACUGACAUUGUCCACCUCGGUGAUUGGGCUAUACAUCUGCAAAGCAACAUCUUCUCAGGCGUGACGGGAAUCUGUGAUACCGUGUCCACUAUUGGAAAAGCUUUAAAGACAAGAGACGCCAUAAAGCAGGAACUGGUAGAAGAAGGGCUGUUUACGGAGUGCAAAGAAGAAAUUGAUGACAUCAAAAAAGAAAUAGGGGAAUAUAUCAUCGCUGCAAUUGAGGACUGUACCUCAGCCAGACGCCGGAAGAGAAACACAGCCACUAUUACAUGUUCUCAAUUAAAUGACAUGGGGUCGUCCAUGCUUAGCUCCCUGACAACUUCACAACUCUCCGGAAUCCAGGACGCCGAUUUUAUUCAAUGUGUGAGUUUAUUGGGAACCCCGACUGAUUACAGCGCAGAACAGAAGCAAGCUCUGGCCAGUAUUGCCAAAAGAGGAACGGUGUAUGGUAGUCCAAGCACGUGGUCUUCCUCCACCAUACAGAGUCUUGGAUCCAUCGUCCAAGGUCUUACCUCGGAAGAACUUGACACAAUGACCUUUAUAUAUGACGACAUUGCGCAGCUUGGGGCUUACUCAGGAUGGCAGGAUUCUCAGAAAACCACCAUAUUUGGCAAUUGGAGUAAAUCAAGUGCCAUACCAACAAUAACUUCAUCAGAGCUGAGGUCAUUAGGUCACAUGAUUUGUGCAAUGUCUACAAGUCAAAUACAACAAAUUACCCGAGCUGUUUAUGAAGCAUCUGCUGAUAAGGUUGGGGAAGUGACGAGUUGCAGCGAUACCCAGAUGGUAGAGUUUGCAAACCACGCCAAGACUGCAUUUGGUAGUGUGUACAACUGGACAAGCGUUCAAAUCACCAACGUCGGGGCUCACAUAGGUGGCCUUAGUAAGACAGAGAUUGCCACGUUAACCGAGGCUCAGAUUGAUGAAAUUUUAGCCUCUCAUGUCACCCUUAUUCCGUCCACGGUGUUCUCAGGUUUUACCUCUACUCAGCUGAGAAACUUUAGUCCUGCUCAAGCACAAGCCACUACCACCACUCAGAGAUCCACCCUGGAUUCUUCACAAAUGUCGGCGUUAGAAAGCGCUGCAGGGACCACAUUCUCAAGUUCCAGUGGAGUUGACCGCGCUGUUCAGAUGUCAUGGAUGGUUAUCUCUCUAUCCGUGCUCCUUGCGUUGUUCUUCUAAAAAAGGCAUUAAUGAACUCCAGUAUUAGAUACCAGUGAUUUUAAACAUUUUUGUUGUUUUCUCUCUUCAUUACUCCACUGCGCAGUAUUCAAAAUUUUACUAUUGUUAUUUUUGUUGUAAUAUUCCCCCGUGAUGACGAAGCAAGUGUCAGUAUGAUGUCUUGUGGAUUAACUGCUGGCGGUUAGUGCUAAAUGAAUACUGGCAAAGCUCCUUAAUUCCAAGUUUCUCACACAUGCGAUCAGUUUUCUUAGAACUAUUAUUUUUAAUAUUUUAAAUGUGAUAAUUGUUGUUCUUAAAGUUUUAUCAUUUUUUUAACUUUUAUACUUUGACAGGUUACAA
Molecule: messenger RNA, 6921 nt
Organism: Saccostrea echinata
Lineage: Eukaryota; Metazoa; Mollusca; Bivalvia; Ostreida; Ostreidae
Exons: 42
Coding region: 1-6582 (2193 amino acids)
Biological process (GO): cell-matrix adhesion
Cellular component (GO): cell surface
Source: RefSeq, a predicted model, not a curated record